AUGAAUACAUCACUGCCAACAUCAAAUGCUACAAUAGCUAAAAAUGAUUGCUUUCAUUUAUCCAUUGCUGAACGUCGACUACGAAAUCGUAGCUUAUCAAGCUUACUCUGGACACCACCACUCUAUCCGGGUUAUUCAGCAAAACUUGACAAAUCUUUCAAAUCUAACUUUUGUCAGCAAUCAGUGUGGAAAUCUACAGCAUCCGAAAUAGCAACAUCAUCAAAUCUGCUACCAUCUAAUCCUGUAACCAAUAUAAAUUGUUAUCCUUCUUCAAUUCAAAAUGUCAUCGAAGCACCAUACCCAUUUAAGCAUCCAUCACAACAACAGCCGGUAGAAAAUGAGGAUAUAAGCUGGAACAGUUCGAAGCAAUAUACAAAUUCGAAGGAAUCAUCCGGUUAUGGUUCCGGAACAUCUGAGUCAGAUCUGGAAAAUGAACAACAAUCGAAAAAGAUUUUACAAACAAUAACCGUCUCUUCUAAAACAAUUAAUAACAAUCACUCUUUUACGAAUACAACAAUGAGUGAUAAUUACAGUGAUAUUUUUAAACAACAGAAAGUUGAAUUUGCUGCUGAACGUGCAACAACACGUACGCCAAUAAGGCAACAACGUAAUCGUCAGCAUACGUUGGAAAAGAAUAGAAGACGAAGUGUUCCUGCUAAUCUUCGUAAUGCUUUUACAGAUGAAAUAGUGCGCGUACUGGAAAUUAACGGUGUAUUUCAGUAUGAAACAGAUGCAGAUACCGGUAUACGGCGACCAAUAGUACGUGAACAAAGUAUUAAUCGACCGGAAUCAGUUAUUCAACUUGCACGAAAAUUUGCUGAAGCAAGCGCUGCACAAGAUAAACGAAUUUACAUAUCAAAUCAAAAAUUACUAGCAAGCGGACAAAAUCUAGUACCAACAACAACAACAACCACGGAUUCAUCGCUGGUAACCAAUAAUUCAACUCAAAAAGAAAUCAAUUCUCAUCAUCACAAUCAUUCUCAUUUGCUCGAUACCUUUAACAAGAAACCAGGUGGAAUUGCUUGUCUAUUUCAUUUGAAGCUUCCGAUCAUGAAUAUGUCCUUUUUUUGA
Messenger RNA from Brugia pahangi, 1071 nucleotides. Lineage: Eukaryota; Metazoa; Nematoda; Chromadorea; Rhabditida; Onchocercidae. The record is from the annotation of a GenBank genome assembly.